Larimichthys crocea (large yellow croaker) is the source of this 3727-nucleotide messenger RNA. It is a transcript of the gene st7l, whose product is annotated as suppression of tumorigenicity 7 like. Gene Ontology annotation, molecular function: protein binding. The record is from RefSeq and is a predicted model, not a curated record. Lineage: Eukaryota; Metazoa; Chordata; Actinopteri; Sciaenidae. The coding region runs from base 33 to 1655 and encodes 540 amino acids. The transcript is spliced from 15 exons.
UGACUCCUCUGUUUACAGGCAUCCGGAGAAACAUGGAGGACACCGCUGGCAGUAAUCCCCAAUCUCUCGGAUUUACAGAGAAAUUAAAGUCUUGGCUCUCUUGGUCAUGGACUUACGUGUGCUUCAUCUGGUUCGGCAUGGUGCUGAUCAUGGUGUACGUGCUGUGGAGCCCGCUCAAACUGCAGGAAACUCUUACCUCAGCCUCAGUGUUUUUGAACACACUGACCCCCAAAUUCUACGUGGCUCUCACUGGGACCUCCUCUCUCAUCUCUGGACUCAUCCUUAUAUUUGAGUGGUGGUAUUUUCGUAAAUAUGGGACCUCGUUCAUUGAGCAAGUGUCCGUGAGCCACCUGCGUCCUCUUCUGGGUGGAGUAGAGAGCAGCUCCACGACUGGUCUGUUUGCAUCAGUUAAUGGAGAGGCAGAGCCUAGACCCAGUGUUUCAGAGUGUAAGGUCUGGAGGAACCCUCUGAAUCUGUUCAGAGGAGCAGAAUACAACAGGUACACCUGGGUAACAGGGAAGGAACCCUUAACAUACUAUGAUAUGAACCUGUCUGCUCAAGACCAUCAGACCUUCUUCACAGGAGACACUCCGCAGUUAAGGCCAGAAGAUGCUGUGAUGCAGAAAGCCUGGAGAGAGAGAAAUCCUCAAGCCAGGAUCAGAGCAGCUUACCAGGCCAUAGAAAUGAACCACGAAUGUGCUGCAGCCUAUGUACUCCUGGCAGAGGAAGAAGCCACAACUAUCACAGAAGCUGAACGCCUCUUCAAAAAAGCACUAAGUAUCGCUGGAAAAGAUAUAAACUUACUGGUGUACAUAAAACGCAGACUGGCAAUGUGUGCACGCAAACUGGGACGGAUUAAAGAAGCAGUAAAAAUGAUGAGAGAUUUAAUGAAGGAGUUCCCCCUGUUGGGGAUGUUAAAUAUACAUGAAAACCUCUUGGAGGCACUUCUAGAGCUUCAAGCAUAUGCUGAUGUUCAAGCAGUCCUAGCAAAAUAUGAUGACAUCAGCUUGCCAAAAUCAGCCACUAUAUGCUACACAUCUGCGCUGUUGAAAGCACGGGCUGUAUCAGAUAAGUUCUCUCCAGAGGCCGCGUCAAGGCGAGGGCUAAGCACAGCAGAGAUGAAUGCUGUGGAGGCCAUACACAGAGCCGUCGAGUUCAAUCCACACGUGCCAAAGUACUUAUUGGAGAUGAAGAGCCUGAUCCUGCCUCCAGAGCACAUCUUGAAGAGGGGUGACAGCGAGGCAGUGGCAUAUGCUUUCUUCCACCUGCAGCACUGGAAGAGGGCAGAGGGAGCCUUAAACCUACUACACUGCACCUGGGAGGGCACCUUCCGGAUAAUUCCCUACCCACUAGAGAAAGGUCACCUGUUUUACCCCUACCCAGGAUGCACAGAAACAGCAGAUAGGGAACUACUGCCCUCUUUCCACGAGGUGUCUGUGUACCCAAAGAAAGAGCUUCCCUUCUUCAUCCUCUUCACAGCAGGCCUUUGCUCUUUCACUGCCAUGCUGGCCAUGCUCACACAUCAGUUCCCUGAGCUCAUGGGUGUCUUUGCCAAAGCAUUCUUCAGCACACUCUUUGCACCCCUGGGUUUCUUCGCAGACAAGAUGGAAAGCUUCAUGCCGUCCAGUUUUUGGCACCAGCUGACUCGAAUCUGACCCCAUUCCACACACACACACACACACACACACACAGACACACACACACACACACACACACACACACCAGUACCACUCCAAACCCUCAAACAGAAAGUGUUUGCUCUCCUGUCUUCAGCAUUACUGUCCACUUGCUGCAUUGUUACUGAUUAUGUUAGCUGAGGUUGUAUCAACAUGGUAAUACCACUCUUAAGAUGUUCUCCCACACUGUUCCAGCAGCCAGAGUUUUUCCAAGACCACAUUUAGUGAAUACCAUUUGCAAUGAUUUCACAGGGUUAUUCAUUUGUCAUUAUGUUAGCAGUGGGCAGGUUUUUACGUAUCCCACAACGCCUGGCUGCAGAUUCUUUUGAACAAAAAUCAAAUUAGGAGUCUGUCAGAAGCACUCCCUUUUUCCAGCACAAUGACAAAUUAAAUCAUAAAAAAAAAGCUAAAUCUGCAUGUUUUUAAUGCUUCUCUAACCACUGUCUAGUCACAUGAAUUUGUUUGAAGUGGUGUGUUACUGGAAACAGAAGCAACAUGUUUACUGACUACUCGAUUCCUCCUAUUCCUCUCUUUUCUCUGCUCAAAAAGAUCCCAUCAAGUAUUUGGGAUGGGAACCUAUGUGUCCUAUCUCAGCCCUCAGUGCCCCACAGACACCCAGUGGUGUAGAUUUAAAAGUCUGUAAGGCCUCCUAAAAACAGAGCUGUGAUUUACAGCCUUGAAGUGCCUGCAGUGUAUACAACGCCUCUGCAGUUGAACAGUUGUUACCAUGGCAUGACACCUCAGCACUAUAUCACUGGGGCAACCGCCGCCCCCACAACGUUGAGAUGUAAAUGGGAUCAUCACUGGUCACAGUUAAGGCUCCUCAUGGCAUAACUCAUUUGUGCUGAUUGCACUACAGAACGGUAUAAGUCAGCGUGUUAGUCAGCUUCUCUCAUUGCCAAACAAAAAAAAAAUGAAAGAGGCACUCAUUGCAGUAGUUAUACUGAAUUACAGUAGCUCUAAGGGGGCAAAAUGAACAGACAUGUACUAUAUAUUACACAGUACAACAUACUUUUUGUGCAUACUAUGCAAAGUAAGUAUUAUUUUACUUUGUAUGUACAAAAAUCUCUUGCACUGCCUUUGACCGUCUGUUCAUUUUGCCAGAAAAUUGUACAAGUGUUGAUUUUACUGUAACAGGUUUGAUCUCCUCUCCUAAAUAAGCUGAGAUGUCAGUAUUACCUUGAUACAAAGUAUAAUAUAACAACUGGCUGAUAAUGUAAUAACCUGUCACAAACAAAUGUGCUUGGUUUGAAAUUGUAUUACAGCCUGUUAAUGUAAUAUAUAUUCCUAUUAUUAUGAACUUUUUCAUGAUUAAAGUGUAUAAAAAAAAAAAAACAGUGGUCAAUGACGAUCAUAUAAUGCAACAUCAUCUCAACUUUAUAUAACAUUAACAGGUUUAUUACAUUUUAAACCAUUUAAGGCAGACAUGUUUACUUUGUCAAGUUAUGCUCCUUGAUAGUUAUUACAUUGUUGGCGGUUAAACAAUGUAGAGUUCAUGUCCCAGGUAUACUGACAACUCUUCAUUCCACGUGUUAAAAAAAAAAAGUGACCAAGUGCCUUUUAGUACAUCACAAUAGUUAAACACACCAGUUUGGUAUUUAAUGCACCUACAAUAUUGAUGUCAAGUUUAGUGGCAACUGUGUGAAACUUUAAUGGGUUCAAUUUGAUAAAUAGAUGCCUUCAAACAUUGGAUUUUGUAACAGAAUUGUUCAUUGACCAAAUAAUUAGCAUUAUUAGAUAGUGGCCAAGUAACAAUGUUUGUGAUGUAAUGGCACAUGAAUGUGUUAUUACAGUAUGUUGCAAAUUUGGAUGAUAUUUUCAAUAACCCUGAUGUACUUCAAACUACAAAGACUCUGUUUUGCAUUUACUCUGGCCUGUAAUAUUUGACUGUUUUAAAUUUGUGACACUUGAAAUGUCUUAUUCUAUAAUGUGCAGCUGAAAUGUAACAUACAUGCGUACAUGCUGAAGACAGGAGAAUGUUUGAACGGAUGUAACUACCCUUGGUUGAGUUUGAAAGCAAAACUCGAAAAUAAAUUACUCUUUCAGUGCAA